AUGUCUGCGUUAGGCCUUUCCGCCGCUGCCCCCGCCUCCGCGCGCCUGAGCGUCUCCGCGGAACCCGCGCACUUGCGCCUGCGGGGGGCACGCGCCAAUCCAUCCGCAUGGAAGAUCACGCCCCUAUCCUCGCUGGCGUCAUCCCGAUCAACGACAGCGCAGCGACGCGCAGGCCUCGCGAUCCGCGCUUCUGCUGCCGCGGGAGCGGACGGCGCGGCGGGAGAUGCGGCGGGAAGUGCGGCGCAGGGCGGGAUGACGUACAAGGACGCGGGCGUGGAUAUCGAUGCGGGUGCUGAGCUGGUGAGGCGCAUCGCCAAGAUGACGCCUGGCAUUGGCGGAUUUGGCGGGCUGUACCCGUUUGGGGACCACUAUCUUGUAGCGGGUACGGACGGGGUGGGCACGAAGCUGAAGCUGGCCUUUGCAAUGGACAAGCACGACACAAUCGGCAUCGACCUGGUGGCAAUGAGUGUCAACGACAUCAUCACAUCCGGUGCUAAACCCCUCUUCUUCCUCGAUUACUUUGCUUCCAGCAAGCUGGAAGUGGAUCAGGCAGAACAAGUCAUCAAGGGUAUUGUGGAUGGAUGCAAGCAAUCCGACUGCGUGCUGCUGGGAGGGGAGACGGCGGAAAUGCCCGGGUUCUAUGCCGACAAGGAGUACGAUCUGAGCGGGUUCGCGGUGGGGGCGGUGAAGAAAGCUGAGCUUAUCGACGGGUCGAGGAUAAAGAAAGGCGACAAAAUCAUUGGUUUGCCGUCUUCUGGCCUGCACUCUAACGGGUUCUCCCUCGCACGCAGAGUGGUGGACGCCAGUGGCGCUUCCCUCUCAGACCCCCUCCCAGGCGCCCCUGCGGGUGUGACUAUAGGGGGCGCGCUGCUAGAGCCCACUGUGAUAUACGUGCGGCAGGUGCUGGAGAUUAUAAAGGGGGGCGGCGUGCAUGGGAUUGCACAUAUUACUGGAGGAGGCUUCACUGAGAACAUUCCCAGAAUUUUCCCUGAGGGGUUGGCUGCGAAGGCGGAUAUGACUGCGUGGGAGGAGCCGCCAAUUUUCAAGUGGCUCAGAAAGGCUGGCAAUAUCGCUGAAGAUGAGAUGCGCCGUGUUUUCAACCUUGGAAUUGGCAUGGUGCUUAUAGUGGAUACGGAUGCUUCAAAGCGCAUUCUAGAAAGCAACCCAUCAGCCGUGCUUGUAGGCGAAGUGGUGGAGGUUCCUCCCAUGCGGUCCAAGGGUGGUAGGCGGCAUAGCCGGCACUUCGCGGACAGGCGGUCGUUCUUCGCCUCAUACUGCACCCUCGAACGCGUGCUGCUGCUCGUGCUGCUCGUCGCUUUUGCCUUCAAUAUCAUCCCAAGACCCAACUUCAGGCGAGGUCUUGAAGAUAAAGACACCUUCCCUGGCCUUCGGACCUCCUCCUCAGAAUCGGGCGGGAAAGCCAAGGCCGAGCCUGAGGAAGAGGAUCGGGUGUAUGACUGGGUGAAUGGCGAGUUCAAGUCGCGAUCAGGCUCGGCAGAGGAUGAGAGUGAGGGGUACUGGGAAGAGGAGGGUGAUGAAGGAGAGGAGCUGAGUAGGAUAGGAGAGAAAUGGGUCGACGUGGCAAGGAGACGCAGAGAGAAGGGAGGAGGCGGGGAGCUACGGGGAUGGGGAGAAGGAGAGCACGAAGUGGAUUCGGAAGGGGGGGGUUAUAUGGGGAAGAAAAGGGGGAAUAAAGGGAGAGGGAGGGGGAAGAAGAAGCGGCGACUGCCAAACGAGAAGCUGAGAAAGCAGCAUGAGGAGGAGCAGCGGCACAGAGUGAGAGGAGAGGGGACAGGAGGAGGGGGGGGAGAGGGGGAGGGGGGUGAAUACGCUGAAGGGAUAAGCAGUGGUGGUAGUUAUCACGGCCCUGGGGGGGAGGUCUGGGGGGCGGAUGAUUAUGGGGGGAAGUGGGGGUUCGGUUGGGGGGGAGAGGAGGUGGGUUUGGAGAGUUUGAGGGAGGAGGAUUUGCAGGGUGAGAGUGAGGAGGAGAGGGAGGAGAGGAGGGUGUUGGAGGAGGAUGGGCUGCCGCCUCUGCAGGAGGGGAGUGGGGGAGUGUGGAAUGAGAAGGAGAGACGGCUGUGGGAACAGCCUCCUUCCCUGGGUCUGAAACCGUGCCUACGCCACUCCCCCACCUACCGGAACCACUCCAUAGAGGCUUUGAACCGAGGGCGAUACCUGAUGGCCGUGGUGACAGGAGGACUCAACCAGAUGCGGCUGCAGAUAGGGAACGCGGUGGUCAUUGCUCGCAUUCUCAGGGCCGUGCUGGUGGUGCCGGUGCUGCAGGAAAACAACAUCUGGCACGAUAGGAGUGAGUUUUCCGAGAUAUUUGACGUGCCUCACUUCCAGCGGGUGUUACGGAACGAGGUGAGGGUGGUAACCACCCUGCCGCCCCACUACUUGCGAGCCGCACCUGACGAGAAGCUUCCUCCCACGGGCUCCACACCGGAAUGGAUAAUUUCGCACCUCCUUCCACCUCUUCGCCGGCAGCACGUACUCCUUAUAAGAGGCCUCGACCAGGCCAUAACGCCCGACCUCCCUCGGGAACUCCAGAAGCUGCGCUGCAAGGUCGAAUUUCAUGCGCUGCGGUUCAUCCCACCAAUCCUAGCCCUUGGUCAGAAGCUCGUAUCACGGAUGGCUGCAUCUGGACCGUUCAUCGCAUUACAUCUACGGCUCGAGCCAGAUGUCUGGAUCCGGACCGGAUGCUACCCGAGGCUCGGGCCGGAGCUAGAUGCAGCGGUGGAUCGGGAGAGGGUGGGCCGGCCCGACCUGCUGACGGGGCGGCUGAAUUUGACUGCAGAGGAGAGAUUCGCCGCUGGGUUGUGCCCUUUGACUGCUGACGUGAUUGUGCGUCUCCUCAAGUCGUUCGGAGCGACCAAUCGCACGCGGGUGUUCUGGGCGGGGGCGGAGCCAAUGGGAGGCGCACAGCUGGCGCUGGCGCCGCUCUGGAUGUCCUUCUCUGCGGUGCGCAGCAAGGAGAGCCUGGCGCUGCCGGGGGAGCUGGAGGUGUUUUCACGGCAGGCCAACGUGCUUGCCGCUUUGGACUUUAUUAUCUGUGCCAGCAGCAACGUGUUCAUGCCAUCACAUGGCGGGAACAUGGCGCAUGUCAUUCAGGGGCAUCGUGCCUAUUUUGGGCACAGAAAGACAAUAAUGCCCAAUAAACGGAAGAUUGUCAAGUUAUUGUUGGAUGAGCAAUCAGGGGCUGUGAAUGGACGACGAUUGACAGAAGAGGAAUUUGAGAAAGCAAUGGUGGAGAUGCAUCAUGACUCGAUCGGAGAACCACAGUUGCGCACUCAUAAAAAGGGCAAGGAUGCCAUUAUCCACCAAACAAAGGCUUUCUGCGCCAUGGCGAUUCCUAUCUCUCGCUCAACCCUGUUCUUUGUCGUUCUCGCUGGAUGCGCAAUAUUCGCCUCUGCUCUGUCGCCCAUGCCUCUCUCGCCGUUUGACGAAGCCGUUCAGAAGCUGAACAAUUCGGGUUACACCAGCUUCGUCUCCCUCGUCAACGCUUAUGGCAAGAUGAAGCAGGUCAAGGCGGCUCUUUCGAAGCCCCUCACCAUGCUCGUCCCCAGCAACGCUGCGAUCGCCAAGGUCAAAAUAACGAGUUACUCUACAGCGCAGCUCUCCACGCUCGUCAUGUUCAACGCCAUCAAAGGCGUCGUUCCCUUCCAGAAGCUGCGAAGCCUCGCGAAGAAUGCGACGCUCGCGACUCUCGCUACGGACGCCAAGUCCCAGAAGACACUGAUGCUCACGAAGCUCUCCCCGCCCAAGGCGCACUGGGUUGCGAUUCAGGGCAAGCCCGGGAGCAAGUUGAUGAUCACUAAGGGCGACUUUUACCUAAAAGUCGGAAAGCUGGCUGUGCACACGACGGACGCGAUAGUGUUCCCCGCUGGACUGAAUACGCGAGUCCACAUUGGCGACUCUGUCCGAGAGGUUGACUCUGUCGCGCAAGUCGCCAUGCGACUUGUGAAGCCGUCGUGGGUGUCGCACGGCGGGCAGGCGAUUUUCGCCAUUCACGUGCACCCAGACGGGACAAGAUUCGCCACUGGCGGAGGAGACCACAAGGCCGUCAUCUGGAGCCUUCCUCCGCUGCUCUCCCCUGAUGCAGAGUCAGAUGCAUCUCUGCCUUCCCGCCUCGCCACUCUCUGCGACCAUUUCGGGGCGGUCAGCUCUAUCAGAUGGUCCCAUAACGGUUUACACUUAGCAACAGCAGCGGACGAUCAGACAGUGCAUGUGUACGGCAGGAGGGAGGGGCGGGGGAGCGUUGUGUUUGGGGAGAUGGACGCCCCUAAUGUGGAGAACUGGACACUUAUGCACUCUUUGAGAGGGCACACAGGAGAAGUGGUCGAUGUGGACUGGUCACCUGACGACUCACUAAUCGCCACCUGCAGCCUCGACAGCACAGUGCGGAUCUGGCAGCCAAUGACGGGCCGACAGGUGGCGGUGCUGACGGGGCACAGCAGCUUCGUGAAGGGCGUCGCGUGGGACCCCAUUGGCCGGUUCCUCGGCAGUCAAUCAGACGACAAGAGCGUGAUCGUGUGGCGGGUGAAUGAUUGGUCGGUUGCAAAGCGAGUGGAGGGACCUUUCCCAAAAUCUGUCGGAGCGACUUUCUUUCGCCGCCUCUCCUUCUCCCCCUGCGGCUCCUACCUCACUACAGUCCACGCCUUUGCCGACCCAAACCACACUGCGGCGAUCCUAGAUCGCACGCUCGGGUGGGCCAAGACUCUGGACUACGUCGGGCAUACCGGACCUGUCACCGUGGCUCGGUACAGCCCCGUGCUUUACCGAACCUCGCUGGAGGGUGGGAAGCCUGGGAAGGGUGGUUCGGAGGGUGAGGGGAGGAGGAUAGAAUACGGGCCAUAUGGAGUGGGCCAUGAGGAGUGGGCCGUAUGGGUGGAUAGCACUGGGCGGCAUGGGCGCCCUUCACCGCUCUUCACCGCGAAGAACCUCUUCAAGAAUACGGGCGGUGGGGAUGAUGAGGAGUGGGCCGUAUGGGUGGAUAGCACUGGGCGGCAUGGAUCGAAGGUUACUCUGUGGCCCACGUACCGGCCGUCACCGCUCUUCACCGCGAAGAAUCUCUUCAAACAGCCUGUGCUGGACAUUGCAUGGUAUAAUGUGGUAUGGUAUGGUAUGGUAUGGUAUGGUAUGGUAUGGUAUGGUAUGGUAUGGUAUGGUAUGGUAUGGUAUGGUAUGGUAUGGUAUGGUAUGGGUGCGGUUCGGUAUGGUCUGGUAUGGUAUGCACAUGCUCUGUUGCUCUCUUCUUCUCCCUCCCUCCUCACCUUCUCCUGCUCACGUUCCCCCUCCUCCCCACAUGCUACCUUUCCCCAUGCAGGUCCCCAUGCGGCAUGCACAUGCUUUGCUGCUCUUUAA
Messenger RNA from Closterium sp. Yama58-4, 5364 nucleotides. NCBI's taxonomy places the organism in Eukaryota, Viridiplantae, Streptophyta, Zygnematophyceae, Desmidiales, Closteriaceae. The record is from the annotation of a GenBank genome assembly.